Sus scrofa (pig) is the source of this 2709-nucleotide messenger RNA. Lineage: Eukaryota; Metazoa; Chordata; Mammalia; Artiodactyla; Suidae. The record is from RefSeq and is a predicted model, not a curated record.
UUCCUCGGCCAGGGAUUGAAUCUGAGCCACAGCUGUGGCAAUGCUUAACCCACUGUGCGAGGAAGGGAACCUCUCCCUCAGGUCAUUCUAAUGUACAGCCAGAGUUGCAACAACUGCUGUAGAAACUGCAAGGUGCCCCAGGUGAAGAUAACGUGUUUACUUGAAGAGAUCCUCAGAUACACCCUCCAACAUCAACAGAGACAUAGGGUCUUGCUGCCAUUGUUAGGAUCCAAAUACCCCAGAAGCGACAGCCCAAAGAAUCCCUCGACUUCCAGGAAGUCUUCAAAACUUGUCCCUUCACAACAUUGUCACCUUAUCUUGAUUUGAAGGCAGUUGCUAAGGUCCCACCUGGGGCAAAUAUCCAGUCAGAUUUGCUGGUUUUUACAGUGCUCAGGAGGGGUACUAACUCCUGACCAAUAGGAUUGGAAGGCAAGAAGGCCCCCAAAGGAAGUUUCCCUGGAAAAGGGGAGAGGUGCUUCUGGGUGGAGAACCUGCAUUUUUGUCUCUCUGGGAAGGUCAUUGUCUCAGGAGACCCCUCCUCCCAUUCAUAGACUUUCCCAAGGGAAAUACCUGGAAAGUCGGGGGCAGAGAGAAGUGGGCGGUGUGGUCAGGUAUGCCUAGCAUUGACCCUGGGACCUCAGGAGCCCUCUGCUAAGCUUGGGGUCUAUUUCCCCUAAGAAAGGGUGAGAAUGUGGAUGAUUGAAUAACACUCAACACUGAUGCAAGCAACAUUUCAUUGCUUGGCUACUUGUCCAAAGCCAGUGCCAGGGGGAAGUGGAAGGGAGGGCAGCUGGGCAUUCCUUUUCACCUAGUAAUUCUACUUGCAAGAAUCUGUCCUGGGAAAACAACCAGAAAUGAGCCAUUUUGUUUUCUGCAGUGCAUGCGAAAUGACAGGGCAUCCAUUGUGAUGCUGGCUAUGGCUGCAUCAUAAUAUCCCUUUAGUAUGUGGGCUGACAAUGGAAGCUAGCACAUAACAUAACGAUGAAUGAAAAGAGACACAAAAGUAUAUAUGUCAGAAACAAAAGCUACGCGUCCUUCAGUGUGGGGUAUAUGCGAUGCUGAGUCUCCAGGACUAGCGGCCCCCGGAGGUCGGGUGGCAGAUCGGCGGCGGCGGCAGGAGCCUUGGAAGCGCGCGGGCUCCGCCCCUCGAGGGAGGCGGGCGCCGAGCCCCUCGCCUUCGAGCGCCCGCCAGGUGCCCUGGAGAGAGGGUUGGAACUUCAGCGGCGAGGACCCUGGGGGCGGCGGCGCCUCUCUGGGGACGUCCGCAUGCAGCUGGCGGAGAAAGUCUCUCUGAGGGCCACCUGCAGCGACUCGGCUGCCGAGCGGCCCAGCUUAGUGAACAACCUAGAAGAGAAGUGGAACCAGAAGGCGAUCGGGAACUACUAUGAGCUGUUCGCCGCCUCGUUGGGCAACCUGGAAUGGUUGCGGUUCUGUCUAGAUCGGCACGGUGAGGUAAUCCCGGCUGAUGACAAGGGUUUCACCGCCAUCCACUUUGCAGCCCAGAGAGGCAAGCUGGCAUGCCUGCAGGUCUUGGUAGAGGAGUACAAUUUUCCUGUGAACCUGCCCACCAAAAAUGGCCAGACACCCCUGCACCUUGUCAUCCACAGUGACAACAAGACCAUGGCCCUCCCCUGCAUUCGCUAUUUGAUUCAGCAAGGGGCGGCCCUCAACACCCAGACAUGCAACGGCUCCACACCCCUGCACCUGGCAGCCCGAGAGGGUCUGCUGAGCUGUGUGAAGGCCCUGGUGCAGAAUGGUGCCAACGUCCAUGCCCAAGAUGCCAUGGGCUGUAAGCCCAUCGACUACUGCAAAAUAUGGAACCACCGCAUCUGUGCCCGGUUCUUGAAGGAUGCCAUGUGGAAACAGGACAAGAAGGACUUUGCCUGUGAGAUGAGGAAUCUGAAGAGGCUUAAGGACCAGCUGGCCCUCAUGGAGCAGGACCACCUGACUGAGUAUCAAAGAAAGCACCAAAUUCUGAGAGAUGCUGAGGUCAAGAAGUGGCUCCAUCGCAAGCUGCUGCCCCGAGGCCAAUCCCUGAUCCACAGCACUCAGCAAGAGCCCCAGGCCACCGCCAUCUCCAAGACUCCUAAGCAGCGAGGACUCUGGCCUCCCAAGAGCUUGCACCCCUCCCCGGAAGCACGCCUGCAACAGACACUGGAGCCCAAGCUGCCUCUGGUGAUGCGUAGUCCCACCUACAAGCAGCCCAGGCUCAGGCGGCCCAAGGUGUGGAAUCUUAGCAACAACCCUGCCAGGUCCCCCACUGCCCAGAUCGGCUACCCGCAGGGCAUCCGCCUGGGCGUGCAUCCCGACUCCAAGCUGGAACACGACUUCCGCUGCUUCCUCGAGGUCAGGCCUGACGGGCAUGGUGGCGCACGUCUGUGCACGGUGGCCGGCAAACAGGUGGCACCUGUGCCCCGGCUGCCUUUUGAGGUAAUAAUCCGUGAGCUGUAUCCUUCGGAGAGGCCGUACAGGAUGAAGGUGCCCCAGGGCUUUUACUCUGUCACCAUGAGCCAUGUGCCCCGGAAGCGGCACCUGGGUGACAGCAUCUUCUGGACAGACACUCUGAACAUGAACCUGAGAGAGACAUUUGACGAAGCCUUCCUGGCAGCUGUGCGAGCCCAUCAAGGGCUCCCUGCUCUGUCCUCCCCCAAAGCAUCCCCCCCUUAAACAUAUUUUGGUAGCCUCUCCACCAGAGGCCACCCAGUGACA